This is a messenger RNA of Zea mays, 1798 nucleotides long. RefSeq lists its product as uncharacterized. The coding region runs from base 977 to 1630 and encodes 217 amino acids. Gene Ontology annotation, biological process: abscisic acid-activated signaling pathway. Gene Ontology annotation, molecular function: abscisic acid binding; signaling receptor activity; protein phosphatase inhibitor activity. Gene Ontology annotation, cellular component: cytoplasm; nucleus. NCBI's taxonomy places the organism in Eukaryota, Viridiplantae, Streptophyta, Magnoliopsida, Poales, Poaceae. The record is from RefSeq and is a predicted model, not a curated record. The transcript is spliced from 4 exons.
UGGUAUAAGAGCAAGUGUAAUAAGAUAAUAUAAGUGUAAUGUAUAAGUUGUCACAUUAAAUUUAUGUUGAGACGGAGAGAAUGUUAAGACGGAGGACAGAAAAGAUAAAUAAGCUAUAAACUCAUAGAAAACCAACACUUCAACUCGAAGAAAAUAAGAUGCACCAUAUGUUAAUGGUUUUAUAUGUAAGACUAAUAGUAUACGAGUAAAUUGCUAGAUUUUUUAUAUGAGUGAUAUGAUAGUAGCCUAUAACUAGGGGUGGUAAUGAUUCAUGGUCCAAAUAGUUUUUCACGAUUUUUUGACCUUUAAUUAAUUUUAGUUAAAAAUAAAUAGAAAUAGAGCUCGAUCUAAAUACGAUGUAAUCCUUAAAUAAACUUUAUAGUGUAAAAUUUAAAGACUAACUCCACCCUUACAUAUAAUAACUAGCAACCUGCUAAAUUAUUAGCCAUCCUCUAACGUUGUUUUCCAACAGCUUAACAACACCAUUAUGCGAUAUGUGACCUACUUUUGGGGAAAAAAAAGAAACAUAUCUACGCCUAUGUUCAUAUUCUCCUCCAAACAUAAAAAGAAAGGCAACGAGAUAAUGCCGUCCCACAUGGCAUGGGACCACCCGUCAUUUUCACAAGCAACCUUGAACUGAAGCGAAAGUGGCGAACCCGGAGGGCAUAUCUGGCAUUCCUAAUUCUUGUAGGCCCUUGCUUACGAGCGCAGCCACCCAAUAGCAACCACAGCUGAGGCUGCGGCCUCUGUGCCAUCCAGGGGUCGGCAUCAGCCUCUCUCCCUCGCUCUCUCUGACUCGUCGCGGCAUAAACAAACAAACCAAACAAAGCAAAGCAAAGGCAAAACCCCACCUCCACCACACCUCGUCGUUUGCUUUUCCUCGGUGCGGGCGGUGCGGCACAAGCCCCCAGACCGGUUGCCUCCAUUACUGAGCUGUGCGUGCGUGGUGGCUGUCUGCCUUGUGGCGGCGCCGGUCAUGGUGAUGGUGGAGAUGGACGGUGGCGUGGGAGGAGGAGGAGGAGGAGGGCAGACGCCGGCGCCACGGCGGUGGCGCCUGGCGGACGAGCGGUGUGACCUGCGCGCCAUGGAGACGGACUACGUGCGGCGGUUUCACCGGCACGAGCCCCGCGAACACCAGUGCUCCUCCGCCGUCGCCAAGCACAUCAAGGCGCCCGUCCACCUCGUCUGGUCUCUAGUGAGGCGGUUUGAUCAACCACAGCUUUUCAAGCCCUUUGUGAGCCGGUGUGAAAUGAAGGGCAACAUUGAGAUUGGCAGUGUCAGGGAGGUUAAUGUAAAGUCUGGGCUGCCAGCCACAAGAAGCACGGAGAGGCUGGAACUGUUAGAUGACAAUGAGCACAUACUCAGCGUCAGAUUUGUUGGAGGUGAUCACAGGCUGCAGAUAACGGUCAGUUGGAGGAGUUCGAAGAACUCUCAAGGGAAGACCCUGAGCAGCAGCUGGUUGGUGGAGGUUGUCCGCAUUGCAACCACUGCUCAGGAGAAGAUGAAGCCGUGGAAGGAGACUUCCAGGAGUUCCAAGACUACGACGAGUUCUAGGCGUGGGUUAGUGGCAACCCCCAGUCGGCUGCCUGUGAAGGCCGCGUGUAUCUACGUUUUGUUUUUCGCACUUUGAUUAUUGUAAAGACUAUGUGGAUGUCUCAGACAUAUGAUGUAAUCGACUAUUAUUACCCUUUUAUGUUAUUAUUUGAGCACUGUGUGAUGAUGUCCAGUUAUGUAACUAUUGUGUACGUGAAUUGAUGAUCCUGGCACGUACAUGGUUCGCAUUCGGUUUGCCUUCUAA